Brassica napus (rape) is the source of this 1709-nucleotide messenger RNA. Its product is annotated as stearoyl-[acyl-carrier-protein] 9-desaturase 2, chloroplastic. Bases 361 to 1590 code for a protein of 409 amino acids. Gene Ontology annotation, molecular function: stearoyl-[ACP] desaturase activity. Gene Ontology annotation, biological process: fatty acid metabolic process. NCBI's taxonomy places the organism in Eukaryota, Viridiplantae, Streptophyta, Magnoliopsida, Brassicales, Brassicaceae. Gene Ontology annotation, cellular component: chloroplast stroma. The transcript has 3 exons. The record is from RefSeq and is a predicted model, not a curated record.
AAUUACAAGCAAAAGAAAUUGUCGGUUACGGUUAAUUAAUUAUAUAAAUAUAUAUUUAUUUAGACAGCCCAUGUUCAUAAUUUCUUUAAUAAUAAAAGACUGUUGGCAUGUCACACAUUGUUGUGUAUUAUUAAGCAAAUAACCAGUGACAUAAUUUUCAUGAUUAUUAGAUAAUAAUACUUACUAAUUAGUUACUAUUAUAUCUAAGGAUGCCAUGUUUAACACAUCUUUUGUCAACUCUCUAUAUAUUUUAAUUUUUUUGGUAAAAUCAACUCUAUAUUUAUUUAUAAGAUAGUCUCCUCUCCUCGCAUCACACACAUGCAAAAGAGAAAGAAAAAGAGUGUAGAGAUCUAGAGAGAGAUGACUAUGACUCUUCCCUUGAAUUCGACGAAGACGACGCCAAUGAAGCAGAAUCCGGUGGUGGCGGUAUCUUCUUCGCCGUCUCUUUCCUUGGGUCCGAGUUUUCCUCGCCGUCUUCGAGUUUCAUGCGUUGCCACAAGCCCUAGAAAAACAAGUGAACAAACACACAAGAAGACGUUUCGACCCAUCAAAGAGGUACCAAACCAAAUAACCCACACAAUAACACAAGAGAAGCUUGAGAUCUUCAAAUCAAUGGAGAAUUGGGCACAAGAAAACUUACUGUCUUACCUCAAACCCGUCGAAACUUCAUGGCAACCACAAGACCUUUUGCCUCAGACCAAUGACGAAGACCAAUUCUACGAGCAAGUGAAAGAGCUAAGAGAUCGAACAAGAGAGAUUCCCGACGAUUACUUUGUAGUUCUUGUCGGAGAUAUGAUCACCGAAGAAGCAUUGCCAACUUAUCAAACGACUUUGAAUACACUCGACGGUGUCAAGGAUGAGACCGGCGGGAGUUUGACGCCGUGGGCGGUUUGGGUUAGAGCGUGGACGGCAGAGGAAAACCGACACGGUGAUUUGUUGAAUAAGUAUCUCUAUCUAUCUGGUCGUGUUGAUAUGCAACAUGUUGAAAGAACUAUUCAAUAUCUGAUCGGAUCUGGCAUGGACUCAAAAUUUGAAAACAACCCUUACAAUGGCUUCAUUUACACGUCUUUCCAAGAGAGAGCGACUUUCAUCUCCCACGCCAACACGGCGAAGCUAGCCACUACCUACGGCGACACCACUCUCGCCAAGAUCUGCGGCACAAUCGCAGCUGACGAGAAGCGGCACGAGACAGCUUACACACGGAUCGUCGAGAAGCUCUUCGAGAUCGAUCCUGAUGGGACCGUACAGGCUCUAGCGAGCAUGAUGAGGAAGCGAAUCACGAUGCCGGCUCAUCUGAUGCACGAUGGUCGCGACGACAAUCUGUUCGACCAUUACGGUGCGGUGGCGCAACGAAUAGGAGUUUAUACGGCGAUGGAUUACGCCGGGAUAUUGGAGUUUUUGCUGCGGCGGUGGAAGGUGGAGAGCUUAGGAGUGGGUUUGACCGGCGAAGGAAGGAGAGCACAGGAGUAUCUGUGUAGCUUGCCGCAGAGGAUCACGAGGUUAGAGGAAAGGGCUAACGAUAGAGUGAAACUUGGGUCGAGGCCUUCUGUUGCCUUCAGCUGGAUCUACGGGAGAGAAGUCGGAUUAUAAGAGACAGUUAGCUAGAGAGUGUUGUGUUAGUGAAGUUAUGUUAAGAGUGGCAUGUUUGUAAUAAAAUGUAACCAUAAUAAACGAACUUAAUGAAGAAAAAUGUUGAUAUUGACUGUUAA